GACAAACAGAUAUCAUAUCCCAUGUACGUACACACACGGGCUGCGAUCGUUCCUAGUCCCGGGACGCUAGACUAGUCACAAAUGAUAUCAACUUUUCUGAGUUUUUAAAGGAUUUGGCCCGACUUCUGACGUUGCAUGUACUGAAGGACAGUGGAAGGCAUCAUCAGUUAGUUGCUGAAAAAUUUCAUUCAAGUCAAAGCUCGGACUGUUCUCGUCGACAAUAGUUUAUGCGGCGAUUCCAAAUUUUUUUGUCUAAAGAGGGAAAGAAUAAGGCAGAGAAAAGAAUGAAGUUGGCAUCAAUUUUGUACCUUUGCUUGAGUGCAAGCCUAGCUAUUAUCCAAUCAGGAUGCACUGCCAAGAUCAAGGAGAAGUAUUACCCAAACAUAUCCAAGAAUGUGAUUGCAUCCGUGACCUAUGACCCUUCCCAGGAGACCUUUGAACUUGUGGAAGGCAGGAUCGAGAAUGCAGUGGCAUGGGCAAACUUUACAGAUGCUAUUAAUCAGACAGGAUGGUCUCAUCUGACAGUGACAACCAAUGGGUCUUACACUGAUUCCAUCCAAGCCUAUGCUGCUGGUUUAGCUGAGGGUCAUGUUUCUGCAACAUUCAUCUUUAUGAAUUGGAUUAAUACAAUCAAUACAUUCUGUCAAGAUGAGACACAGUACUGUCAGAAACUCAAAACCUUCCUGACUACAAACCUGGAAUGGAUGCAGCAGCAGAUCAAACUCAAGUCUCAGGAUCCAUAUUUUCAUCAGCUGAAUCUUCUAUUGCUACAGAUAUCAGGAUUAGAGGAUGGCUAUUUAGGAUUACCAGCUAAUCCUCAGAUAGACCUAGAUCCAUUUGGAUUUCUUCUCUUCCAAACCGGUGGUGAUUUGGAAGAUCUAGAGAGUGCCCUCAGCAAAUCCAGGAAGCAAAGAAUGCCUGGAGAUGGGCAUUGCUCUGCGCUUAUUAAACUGUUGCCUGGCAACACGGACCUCUUUGCAUCACAUGACACAUGGGAUGGAUACCAAGGCAUGCUCAGGACCAUCAAAAAAUACAACUUUGCUUUUCAUCUCACAGAAACAUCUGAUGAAGUUAUCCCCGGUCAAACAGCAGCCUUCUCAUCUGCCCCUGGUAUGGUUUUGUCUGGAGAUGAUUUCUACAUUACCAACUCCGGCCUGGUGACCAUAGAGACAACCAUCGGCAAUUCUAACAAUGAACUGUGGAAGUAUGUCCAGCCUAGUGGUCAGAUUUUAGAAUGGGCCAGGAAUAUAAUCGCCAAUCGAUUGGCAAAGAAUGCAUCACACUGGGCGGACAUCUUUACAAAAUACAACAGUGGCACGUACAACAAUCAAUGGAUGAUUGUUGAUUAUAACAAGUUUACUCCAGGUCAGACUCCUUCAGAUGGACUUCUUGUGGUAUUAGAACAAAUCCCUGGAACAAUACAGGCAGAAGACAUGACAUAUUACUUGAGAGAGCAUUCCUACUGGCCAUCCUAUAACAUACCGUUCUUUGAGGACAUCUAUGACAAGAGUGGCUGGCCUGCCAAUAAGCGCAGGUAUGGUAAUUGGUUUUCAUACAAUAAGACAGCGAGAGCAAACAUCUUCAGAAGAAAUGAGACGGAUGUGACUGAUCUGAAAUCUAUGAUAAAUCUCAUGAGGUAUAAUAACUUUGAGCAUGACCCACUGUCUGCUUGUGAUUGCAACCCACCAUACAGCGCAGAGAAUGCCAUCGCUGCAAGAUCUGAUCUGAAUCCGGUCAAAGGUCACUAUCCAUUUUCAGCUCUUGGUCAUCGUUUACAUGGAGCUACAGACAUGAAGGUAACUACAAGUUCAAUGAUGAAGAGUCUUUCAAUGAUUGCUGUUUGUGGACCAACCCAUGAUCAACAACCUCCUUUCCAGUGGAGCAAGUCUGAAUUCAACCAAACUCUUCACCUAGGUCAUCCUGACUUGUUUGAUUUCAAACCCAUUGAGGUGGUAUGGUCUGAUUAGACGAGGGAAGACAUUGGUCAUUGGGAUGUUUGAUACAAUAAACAUAAAAGAAUUCAAGAGAAUAUAUAUAUAUAUAUAGAGGGUAACAAGAUGUUUAUUAUGGGCCUAACCCCUUAAUUUUUCAUGUCACAGUAGAAAAGGAGGAGAGGAAGAGAGUGCAAGAGUGUGUGCAAGAGAGAGAGAAGAGGGGGGGGGGGUGCUAAAAGGAAGGUGGGAGAGAACUUUCAAUGUUGUCCAGUCUUGAUGAAGUCAGUGUUACAACAUGAAUACAACAUAUUAACUGAUUUGUAAUAAAAAUAGGAACUGUUACCAAAGAACUUGUGGAGUUCACUUUUAACUGGAAUUCUACACAUUGUGAUUCUACAGAAUAUUUGCAAUUGUAUGUAAGAGUAGGUAAUAAAAUGAGUAUUGACAGAAGGAUUUGAAUUGAGACAGGACAGAAUUUUGAGGCUGCAAGGAAUAAUCCAAAAUAGAAAGAGGUAAAGGAUUAAAACAUGCACAUGUAGAUUUUAGAGUAUUUUUUAUUUUUUAAUUGAGCACUGUGGAAAAUUGUUGUUUAAAGGAGAAAAAUUAAAAGAAAUCAAAUUUGUACUUGAUUCUAAUUUUAAGAUUCUAAUUUUAAUUGUCACUGAUGUAGAUGGCGCCAAAAUAUUUCUCAUGUAUUUUCAUAUAAGGGGUAUACAGUGCAGAUAAAAAAAGUUUACACUUUGAAAUAAUCCUGUAAAAUUAUAUAUUUGUAAUAUCUUGAAUAUUUUUCCACGAUAUAACUGUUGAAAAAUCUUUCCGCUUGAGUGGCCACCACUUGCUUUUGAAAAGUUCGUGAAAAUGAUUUGUGCAGAACUUGGAAAUAGUUAUAUGAAUAAAAGUAGCUAGGCAGAUUGAUUUGAAGAUAUUGUUUACCUUUUUAAUUUGUUUCCUGCUCAAGACACUUCAGAGAGCGCCAUUGGCCCCCCCCCCCCCCACACACACACCGAGGCUAUCGUGAUAUGCUGUGAUUCACAUGAAAUGGCUUAGGCUUGAUUUUCCUUCAUUGUCAAGUUUGGAAAAGUGUGGAGAAACUAGUACGGUAUUAAAUGAAGUAUGAAAUAUAAACCCACUUUUAAUGAUAAAUUAUUGCUGGAGAUGUCUGAAAUAAACUUUUGUUUACAUUCAGUUAUGUCCUCAGAUCCAGCUAGCACAAAAAAGAUAAAGGUUGAGCUUACCGGUACCUCAGGUUAAAAUUUUAAUUUGUGUGGCAAAGUUGUUACAAAAUGUUUAUAUGUAUCUGGCUUAAUUGGCUGAAAAUGUAAAAGAAAAGUGUGAGAAAUGUACCACAAUCAGUUUGUUUUUGCCUUUUUUCCUUUACUCAGCGUGAAAAUGAGCAUUUCUGCACAAACCGUUUUCUGCGAGCUUUACAAAAAUGCACAGUGCUCACUUAAGUGCAACAGUCUCUCAAAUUUUUUACUUCCAUUUGAUAGAUGAGACCGAAAACCAAGAAUAUAUUUAAACGAAUUAUCCUCAUGUUUUAUAAUUCUUAAUUCCCAGAACCUUUUCAAAGUGUAAACUUUUAAUUUAUACGCACUGUAUAACAAGAAUAUUACAAAUAAAUUUGACUACCAGUAAGUCAAAUAUUUUGAGACUACAGAUAUCUGUUUGAAUUAUAUGAGGUAUAUAACACAUGAUUUGUAUAAUCUGGUAAAAAAACUGGACAGACUUGUGCCAAUUUCUGACUUUUGGAGAGUUAACUUAUUAUGGAAGUUUGCCCAUACUCUGAAAUUGGAGGUAGUUGUGUGUUUCAAUUCUGUUGGAAUACAUGCUGGAAAUGAAAUACAAAUACCAUUAUGUUGGGGGGGGGGAGGUUUUGGAAUAGAUGGCAAUUUCCUUUAAAAAAACUACAGAAAAAAAACCUUCUUUGAUCAUGUUAAGGCUUUCAUUUCAUGUUUGAUCUUUGCAUAUUUUCCAUGAUCUGAAAUAAAUUAUGUGCAAUGUUGUGAGUGUAAAGAGGUUUGAGUGAAGUUAAAGAGGAGUAUUUCACAGAGAACAAAAUUGACUUGAAUUGCUCUUAAAUUGGGACCAACAGGUUUCACUCUAGUAGUCGGUCCUAUGAAGAAUGUGUGAUUUGAGUGAUAUUAUUAUUUUGACAAUGAUACAUCAUCUUUCUAUAACAAUGAUGGUGAAAAGUGGUUAUAGAAGAACUGUCCUAUGAGGAAAGGGGGUGCAAAGACGGUGGUUUCCUCAUGGUAGAAAUCUACCCAGGAAAGUGUUCCUUAUAUCUCUCCUACGGGUGAGAGGAACACUUGGCAGUGAUGGCCUACCUUUUUAAAGGUCAAGUCCACCCCAGGAAAAUGCUAACUUGAAUAGAGAAAAAUCAAACUAGCAUAGUGCUGAAAAUUUCAUCAAAAUCGGAUGUAAAAUAAGAAAGUUAUGACAUUUUAAAGUUUCGCUUAUUUUUCACAAAACAGUGAUAUGCACAACUAGGUGAGUCAGUCGAUGAUGUCCAUCACUCACUAUUUCUUUUGUUUUUUAUUGUUUAAAUUAUACAAUAUUUCAUUUUUUAUAGAUUUAACAAUAAGGACCAACUUGACUGAACCAUAUAGUAGUAAACAAUGCUAAUUCUACAUGUUCAGGGAGUAAUUAAUUGUUGUAUCACUUGACAAUGAGGAGAAAAUUAGAAUAUAUCAUAUUUCAUAUAAUAAAAUACAAAAGAAAUAGUGAGUGGAUGAUGUCAUAGUCUCCUCAUUUGCAUACCAGCCAGGAUGUGCAUAUAACUGUUUUGUGAAAUUAAGCAAAACUUUAAAAUGUCAAAAGUUUCUUAUUUUACAUCCCGAUUUUGAUGAAAUUUUCAGUGUUAUGCUUGUUGGAUUUUUUUCUUUUUAUAUAAAUCAACUUUUUGUUGGGGUGGACUUGUCCUUUAAGGUGUGAUUUUAGUCAAAUCUUAGUUCUUGUGAUACUCCUCAUACAUCAUGCUUUUCCCCUCAUGGUGUAUGAUUUAUGUAUUGUCUUCAUAUAAACAUUUAUAUUAUGUUUCUCCAUAUAAAAAUAGUACAAAGUAUAACUACAUCAUAAAAUAAGAAUAGAGUUUAAUGAAUAAACAGUAAAAUCAGAGUAGUAUAUUGAUAAACCUUUGAUUUAUCUGGUUAGUGUGAUGACUUGAAUGUCUGAUGAAGCUUGCAGCCAUGCAUGUGAAAGCUACAAAAAAAAAGGUAAAAUUUCAUGAUUGUGAAAAAAAUAUUUUCUCAACGAAAUAUCAGUAUUUUAUGCAUUCCAAUCAUACAUGUCUCAAUGGAAUAGAGAUCUUAUUGGAAAAUAUUCCCCAUAUAAACAAUGAAAUUUCCCUGCUUUCGACUUCCUUUUCUAACAUAUGUCAGAACUAAUUUUGGUGUAAUAUCUAUGUAUCCUUGAAAUAUAUGCUCCAUAAUUAUAAGCAAAACAAUUUUUUUUUCAUUCAAAGCCACUUUUGCAAAGUCCACAUUUCACAUUCUCAUUGUUGUAUACUAAUGUGUAUUUUUUUAUUUUGAAUGGAAAGUGAAAGAAUAAAAAUAUUGUUUUCACGUAAAUACAU
This is a messenger RNA of Lytechinus pictus (painted urchin), 5508 nucleotides long. Its product is annotated as putative phospholipase B-like 2. The record is from RefSeq and is a predicted model, not a curated record. Gene Ontology annotation, molecular function: glycerophospholipase activity. The transcript has 13 exons. NCBI's taxonomy places the organism in Eukaryota, Metazoa, Echinodermata, Echinoidea, Temnopleuroida, Toxopneustidae. Gene Ontology annotation, biological process: phospholipid catabolic process. Gene Ontology annotation, cellular component: extracellular region. The coding region runs from base 228 to 1967 and encodes 579 amino acids.